Molecule: messenger RNA, 3094 nt
Organism: Rhineura floridana
Lineage: Eukaryota; Metazoa; Chordata; Lepidosauria; Squamata; Rhineuridae
Gene: PPCDC
Product: phosphopantothenoylcysteine decarboxylase
Exons: 6
Coding region: 198-872 (224 amino acids)
Biological process (GO): coenzyme A biosynthetic process
Cellular component (GO): phosphopantothenoylcysteine decarboxylase complex
Molecular function (GO): phosphopantothenoylcysteine decarboxylase activity; FMN binding
Source: RefSeq, a predicted model, not a curated record
GAAGAAGUAAAAGUUGAUAGAGUUGUUUGCUCUUUAUUUUUAUUGUUUUUGGUUUAUUUUAUAUCCCGUCUUUUCUCCACGGUCCCCCCUCCAUCGUUUUAGGCUGGAAUCCUAAUAGUGUCUACUCAGAAGUUAAAUCCUAUAACAUUCAACAGUGCUUACUCCCAGAUAGAACAUGAUAGCUUCCUAAAGCUGAUAUGAAUCCCACAACACAUGUUGAACCACAGCCCUCCACCAACGCCACACAGAAGAGCAUCCACAUCCUUGUGGGUGUAACUGGAAGUGUGGCUGCUUUAAAGUUGCCACUUCUUGUGUUGGAGCUUCUAAAGAUACCUGACGUGGAAGUGCUGGUGGUGACUACAGAGAAUGCAAAGCACUUCUACAACCCUCAGGAGAUCCCUGUCACCCUCUACAGCGAUUCCGAUGAGUGGCAGGUGUGGAAAAGGCGUUCAGACCCUGUUCUCCAUAUCGACCUGAGGCGCUGGGCUGACCUUAUGCUGGUGGCUCCUCUGGAUGCAAACACCCUGGCCAAAAUUGCCAACGGUCUCUGUGAUAACUUACUGACAAGCGAUCCACAUGGCAAGAGAGGCUUCCCAAUGCUUUGCCUGCCUUUGCAGACGUGUGUCAUCCGCGCCUGGGAACUGAGCAAGCCGCUGCUCUUCUGUCCUGCCAUGAACACAGCCAUGUGGGAGCACCCCAUCACUGCUCAGCAGGUGGGGCGGCUCAAGAGCUUUGGCUACGUGGAGAUUCCUUGCAUUGUGAAGAAACUGAUUUGUGGAGAUGAAGGUCGUGGUGCCAUGGCAGAAGUGCCAACCAUUGUUGGGAAAGUAAAAGCGAUUCUGUUGGAGCGGGGCCUGUCAGUGCAGAGCUGAUCCCUAGAACUGGACAGCAUUUCCUCCUCUACCUCUUGGACAGUCAGCCAUGGGGCUACGAAGGCAGAAAGACCAGACAAGGAACGUGAAGACCACAAAGACUGGAUCCAGUCCUUACCAGCUGCUCUGACUUAGCACAAUUGGAGACCUCCUGGGCUUGAACUUCAAAGAGUGAACAGUUUUGGUAGAGGAUGAUCUGUAAUCCCUUUUGUGCAACCUCAGUGCUUGUUCCAGCCUGAAGAGGGAGUUGUAAACCUGUGUUGUGCUGGACAGUUUUGGUGGUGAGUUUUCCAGAGCCUGUCGAUAAGGGCUUGAGAAGAGGAUGAUGUAAAGAUGUGUCAGGUUCAGGCAGGGGGCGCUGUGGCUAUCCAAGUCAAACUGCAUUCUUUAGUAGGUAGAUUACAGAUCACAACACAUGCACCAGCCCUCUGGCCUCCUGCUGUGCUGUGAGUUUUUCUCACUUGCUGCCAGAGCCAUAGUUCGAGUUUAUGAUCAGGGUCAUGUGAGCAUGCCCAUUACCAUAAAGGAAACAGCAGCAAUGACUUGGGACCAAAGCCCAGUAUUUUGCACAUAUGUUUCCUGAUUGUCUCUUAAUGUUAAGGUUUGUGUGGGCAUGCUCGCUUCCAUAAGGACUGGGGCCCUAGGAAGCAUUAUGUGUACAUGACCCCUGGUUGUGGGGCGUGGAAGAGGAGAGUUGAUAGUGGCCAACGCAACAGUUUCAUUGACCAAUAGAAAACUGUCAACCAUUGUGGCUUUUCCUUUGCAGAUAGGAGAGGGGUCCCAUAGGAAGUCAAGGGAGCAGCUAUGAAGGUUCAGAAAUAUUUCUUGGGGGUAGCCUUUGCACCUGGGAUUUUACAGAGGAUUAGAGUGGGGCUAUUUUACAACUUCCCUGGGGGGUAGGUUUCCACCAGGAAGGCUGGUCAGGGGCCCUUCUUCCUUUACCCUUUGCUCUUCCCGUGGCUGCUGAUGCUCAGGAAUGCUGACAUCAAAGAGCAGCAAAGAGAACCCUCUGCAUGAGAGGCCUCCUCAGGUCCAGCUACUGGUGUGUGGUGUUCUCUGCAUGCUUAAUAGAGGAUGGGGCUGGGCUGGGAAAGUCUUUGCUGAGAAACAGGCUAAUUUUUUUGAAAACGUCCACAAUUGAAGAUUAACAGCUUAUUACACAAGAGCUGGGGAAAUGACCUCUGCCAUCCAGGACUGGAUUACGGACCUAGGCCUGCCCCUGUUCCUUUGAUCCCUGCCCCGUGGGCAAAUGUCAGAGUGGUUCAGUGGGCCAUCUGGUUGGAUGAGUGACCUGUCACAUAAACACAGCAGAGUUUGCUCAUAUGUCCUUAGAGUGCAUUUACAACAAAAAAUCAGGUUUUGCACAAGCUGGGGUGUUUGGUACAAAAUGUGCCUACGGCGUGCGAGCAACCUUUGAACUGUUAGGCUUAAGGGGAACAUUGAAUCCUUACCAAUUUCCUACAGAUGAAAAGCCCUCUGAACAUUUUCCACUUUGUCACAGGGCUGCUACAGCCUGUGUGCAGAUUGAGGGCUGGUGUUGAGGUCAUGAGGUCUCCCGUAGGUCCUCCUCUGACGGUUCUUUUCUGAGUCUCUGGUUCCUCAAGUUGAAAGGAUCUUGGCAGGCCGGUUGGCAGACUCCAUGCCAUUAAGCAUUGCUUCUCAGGCUGUUGACAGCUGAAUAAAGGAGGGGAUUCCAGGGGGAAAGCAUUAUUUAUCCCAAAGCACACCGUGCCCCCUUUUCUCUCUACCAGUUGAAAGCAGCCGGAAGGGUUGAAUCCCUGACAGAGGGCCUUCACUGAUCCAUGUUGGAUUUGUGGGGGCGAAAGCCUCACCACUCCCCCAUCAUCUCUCCCCCAUGCGGGGAGUUGGCUGCUUGUGAAGAGCCGCCGCCACGUUGUCUUGCUGGUUGUUCCCUGCAUUUUAUUCUAAGAAGAGGACCAGAGAUGGCCUGUUCUGUUCUAUUUCUAAUGCAGCUUUUGGAUUAAUUAAUUUUUAUUUCUUUAACAUGACUUACAUAAACCUUCAGUACCACUCCCUAUAUAUGCAUAUGUGUGUGUGUAUAUUAUUUUAUGUAUUUUAAUUGCAUUUUAUGUAUUUUAAUUUAUUCUAAUGUUUUUGUGAUUUUUAUUGUGUACAGUUUUAUUAUGUACGUGCUCCAUUUUAUUGUAAGCCGCCCUGAGUGCCCUAUUAUAGGGUAGAAGGGCGGGAUAGAAAUACUUUAA